AUGGAAACCAAUGCAAAGCCGAAGCACGAAACCAUAUCAGGGUGUGUUUCCCGCGUGGUUCAAUCCACCCAUCAUCAAAUCUCUCUACACAGCCCUCGCAGCCAUCACCAUAGCACUCACCGGGCAGAGAUCUUUGGAAAGGUUGGGGACAUGAUCAAGAAGAUUCCGCGCUCCGGAACGUCACUGCCGUGUCUAUCUCGGAACAGCUCGGCCACCAGUUUGCAAAGAAUUGAUGGAUCAGGAUCGAGCGACUCAAGAGAGAUGGCUAGGGAGGUGAGAGAAAACAGCUCUAGCAUUGGCUCCUCGCACAAGGAGAAAGGCUCCGGAGAGAGCUUUGGCUCGUCACUAAAGCUGAAAAACUCUUUCGAUUCCCUCAGAGACUCCUCCAAAAGCAAAGACUCUCUGAAGGAUAGUAAAGACAGCUCGUUGAAACAUCUUCUCAACGACUCAAGCACCUCGAGCUUUACUCCUUUGCACUUCAUGUCGAACCUCAACCCCAACCCGAUGCACACGUACCCGGUGCCAACAAACACACACGUGCACGCGGAGCCAGCAGCCCAGCCAAAGCACCAUUUUUUGAGCUUGCUCCCGACCUACACCCAUGCCCAGCCUCCAGCCUCUGUCUCCCGUCUGCUUGACCUGACACCAAAACCCCCCGUGAAGGAAACAAAGCACGUUUCGCUUGAAUAUGACCCGAUUUCCAAGCGCAAAGUACUCAACACGUACGAAAUUAUCCGCGAGUUAGGCCGUGGACAGCACGGAAAGGUGAAGCUCGCCAAAGAUCUCGUCGCUAACGAAUUCGUGGCGAUAAAGAUUGUUGACCGGUGCGCUAAACCACAAGUAGGCAGGCUCGUCACCCCAGGAUCCUCACAGGAAGACAAAAUCAAGCGUGAAAUCGCCAUCAUGAAGAAGUGCGACCAUCCGCACGUGGUGCAGCUCCGUGAGGUGCUAGAUGAUGUCAACUCUCGCAAGAUCUACCUCGUGCUUGAGUAUCUUGAGACGGGCGAGAUUGUUUGGCAGGCAGAAAAUGGGCCCGCCUUGACGUUUGUCAAGGCCCGCUCCGUGUUCCGCGACGUGGUCCAGGGGCUAGAAUAUCUCCACUACCAAGGCAUCAUUCACCGGGACAUCAAGCCCGGUAAUUUACUCGUCAGUAGCGACGGAGUCGUGAAGAUCAGUGACUUUGGGGUGAGUUUUGCGAGUGAUUUGGACAGCAACACGAAUGAAUUUGAGUUGUGCAAAACCGCUGGGACUCCCGCGUUCUACGCUCCGGAGUUGUGUGCGACAAACUUUGAAACAGAAGACGUGUUGGAGGAAAGCGACGGUCAUAUUACCUCUCAAGGCAAUCCGGAUGGUCAGGGUUUACUGUUGGGUACUUCCGAUUUCAGAAGAGACCCUUCCGAGGCUUCCGCCGGCGUGGACACAAAACUUGGUGAGCAUCCAGAGAUAACCCCGCAAACGUCUCGAGAACGAUUCCGCCCCAACAUCACCCACAAAGUCGAUAUCUGGGCGCUCGGGGUCACUCUCUACUGCCUUCUCUUCGGCCAGCUUCCAUUCAACUCCCCCAAUGAGUUUGGCCUCUUUGACGUGAUUGCGCACAAGGCGCUUGAGUUUCCGGAAAAGCCCGCCGCUGUAUCCGCAAAAGAGUUUGAAUGGUGCAAGGACCUUUUGUGCAAGCUCCUUGAGAAGAACCCUGACCGCCGUAUCGAUAUUCCCGAGAUCAAGAGUCAUCCGUUUGUGCUCUCCGACUUGACCCCCAUUGCAUCGCGCCUCUUCUCGCAUUCGUACGACUUGCUCGAAACCACCAAGAUCGACGUCUCCAACGAGGAGGUGGAAGUUGCGGUGUUGAAGAUCGGCUCCAAAAUUAAAAAGUCGCUAGCCAGGGCCUUUAUCAAGUUUGCUGGAAUGAGUCCCAUCCCCCCUGCCACCUCCCGGAAGCCCUCCCCGCUCCAUAAGCGCCCCGGCUCCGCCCCGCGCACCCUCAUGGACCGCUUGGGCUCGCCUAUCAUGAGUGUGAGCCACUUGCACUCCGCCGGAGCCUCUGCCCGCUCCGCGUCACCUGUCCACGUCCACCAACGCCCCGGAUCCGAGGAGACGUCGGUCGUCCAACAGACCCACCGCGAGCGCAGCUCUUCUGGGGCCUCCGGUUCUUUACCCUCCAGCUCUGUUGCCUCCGAUAAGGCUCUGAUUCCGGCUUUGCCUGCCAGGAUGCAGGAACGCCGGGCGUCGGUGGUUUCACUCCCGGUGAACACCAGUUUCGACUCCCUCGACAGCUUCACUGACGACUACCUUCACCAGAAGUACGGCGAAGCUGCCGACGUGGUUGAGGAGCCUGGCUUAAACCAGGCCUUAGCCAGUCUCACCGUUGACCCUCUUUCGCUUAAGGAGGCUAUUUCGCGGUCCCUCCACGAUGACAUGUACGUAGAUAGCGUAACACCCGUGGUGUCUAAGCCCUCCAGCGGGUCUGAGUCUACGAUGGUGGGCAGUUUGGGAGUCAAGUCAGACAGUGGACUCAAAUCGGAGCUCAGGUCAACGGUAGACGGCUUCAGGCCAACGAUAGAAAGCUCGGGUCUCCGAGUCCCGGUUCAGUCGCCUGCCCCGAAGCGCACGAGCCAAUACUCUGGAUUCGAUUCGCCGGAUUCCGACAGUGACAGCGACAACGAAUUGACAUUCGCGUUUGGCAGCCGGUCGGAUCUCGGCGAGAAGCGCGUCAUCCGCAAACGUGUGAUGUCGCACGAGUCCAACGUCCCCCGCCCGUUGUCGCCAUCGAUCAUCGACAUGGAGAUCCCGAUGGAGCUCCAGGCGGAGAUGGUGGACAUGCCUGACUUGCUUAUGAACGAUUCUGCCGCCACACUCAAAAUCCUGUCUUCCCAGACUUCCACCGCGAAGGAAGAACAGGCUCCUGUGAAAGUUUUAUCGCCGUUGUCGCAAGUAUGUAUGCUGACCGUGUCGAUAGACGAGGUGGCCUCUCAUGAAAGCAUCUUCCCGAUGGACGAUGUGCGGUUUGAGUUGUCGGAGGAAGACAGGGCCCGCUACCAGAACCACUACAACAAGGAGCAUAUUGUGUUGACGUCGAACGGAUACAAGUAUCCGGACACCAAGAACACCAACGCGAACGCCCAGGUGCUUUCGCGCAAUGGCGCGGGCCGGGUAAGAAGCAGCUCAAUUACCGUGGGGAUUUUGUCCGAGUCAAAGUACAACAAGACGUUUCUUUUGGGAGGGGAUGAGAGCGAGAGUGAAUAA
Babjeviella inositovora NRRL Y-12698 is the source of this 3240-nucleotide messenger RNA. RefSeq names its product serine/threonine-protein kinase. Gene Ontology annotation, cellular component: cytoplasm. The transcript has a single exon. Gene Ontology annotation, molecular function: protein serine/threonine kinase activity; ATP binding. Lineage: Eukaryota; Fungi; Ascomycota; Pichiomycetes; Serinales. The record is from RefSeq and is a predicted model, not a curated record. The coding region runs from base 1 to 3240 and encodes 1079 amino acids. Gene Ontology annotation, biological process: intracellular signal transduction; protein phosphorylation.